Arabis nemorensis is the source of this 606-nucleotide messenger RNA. NCBI's taxonomy places the organism in Eukaryota, Viridiplantae, Streptophyta, Magnoliopsida, Brassicales, Brassicaceae. The record is from the annotation of a GenBank genome assembly.
AUGCAGAAGAUAAAAGCAUAUGUAGGCACACAUUGUAGACACAAGGGUAGAUUUCUAACCAUUGAUGCGCUACGAAGGGAGCUUGUACUCAGUGUUGGAAGCGAUAGAACGCAGUUAUUUAAGGUGCCUGAGAAGAGAAUAUUAAUCUUCCGUGCUCCUGCACCGAGUCUUGAAUGCGGCUGUUUCAUUAGUAACGGUGAGUUUUUGUCUGGUUCGGAUAAUGGAUGUAUAGCGCGUUGGAGUAUCUUAGAAAGGAAACCAGUUUCCAUGGUUCAGGAUGCGCACGCCGUGAUAGCUGAUGGAUUGAACGCCAAUGGAAACUUAGCAUGUUCUUGGGUCAGUUCAGUUGCUGUCUGUAGGCGUAGCGAUCUUGCUGCAUCGGGAGCUGGUAAUGGUUGUGUACGUUUAUGGGGUGUCGAAAGCGAAUCUAGAGAUAUACGACCUUUAUACGAGCUUCCACUUUUUGGGUUUGUGAACUCUUUAGCUUUUGCAAAAUCUGGUCGGUUUCUAAUCGCCGGUGUUGAACAGGAACCGCGGCUCGGAAAAUGGGGCCGCUUAAAAUCUGUGCAGAACGGUGUUGCAAUACAUCCACUAAGGCUUUCAUGA